Molecule: messenger RNA, 999 nt
Organism: Fonsecaea erecta
Lineage: Eukaryota; Fungi; Ascomycota; Eurotiomycetes; Chaetothyriales; Herpotrichiellaceae
Product: protein transporter sec13
Exons: 3
Coding region: 1-999 (332 amino acids)
Biological process (GO): protein import into nucleus; positive regulation of TOR signaling; COPII-coated vesicle budding
Cellular component (GO): COPII vesicle coat; nuclear pore outer ring
Molecular function (GO): structural molecule activity; protein binding
Source: RefSeq, a predicted model, not a curated record
AUGGCUAACGUUUCCCUUCGCGCACCCAAACAGGCGCAAGUCAUUGCGAACUCCGGCCACGAUGAUAUGAUUCACGAUGCGGUCCUUGAUUACUACGGACGACGACUGGCGACCUGUUCCAGCGACAAGACUAUCAAGAUCUUUGAGAUCGAUGGCGACCAGCACCGGUUAACAGAGACGUUGAAAGGUCACGAAGGCGCCGUGUGGUGCGUCUCCUGGGCACAUCCCAAGUUCGGCACCUUGCUGGCCUCGUCCUCCUACGAUGGCCGCGUGCACAUCUACCGUGAGACGCCGUCGCAACAACAGACGCAACCGGGCCAGCAGUCGCAGUCCUCGUGGACCCUGGUCUUCACGAGCACAUUCCACACCGCCUCGGUCAACAUGGUGUCCUGGGCCCCGCCCGACCUGGGCUGUCUGCUGGCGUGCGCGUCGUCGGACGGCAAGGUCUCGGUGCUCGAGUUCCGCGACAACCAGUGGGGCCACAUCAUUUUCCCGGCACACCAGAUGGGCGUGAACGCCGUGAGCUGGGCGCCGUCGGCUCCUCCGGGCGCCAUCACGCGAAAAGACCCCGGCACGGGCACCGCGGGCAGUGGACUCGUGAAGCGGUUCGUCACGGGCGGUAGCGAUAACAACGUCAAGCUGUGGGAGUUCAACCCGCAGAGCGGCACGUACGAUAACGUGCUGGUCCUGCCGAGCGGCCACACCGACUGGGUGCGCGACGUGGCCUGGUCGCCCACGCUGCUCAGCAAGUCGUACAUCGCCAGCGCGAGCCAGGACAAGACGGUCAAGAUCUGGACCUGCACCAACAUGGGCUCCGGCGCCGGGAACGUCGGGGAUUGGACGCUAGCCAAGACGCUCGAGUUCGACGCCGUGACCUGGCGCGUGAGCUGGAGUCUGAGCGGGAACGUGCUCGCCGUCUCUGGGGGGGACAACAAGGUCACCCUGUGGAAGGAGGAUUUGAAAGGAAACUGGGAGAUGGUCAGGGAGGUCACCGAGUAG